CCCUGAGCAAAGACACGAAGCGCCCCUCCCUCCGCGCGCCCCGCUGAUUCACAGGCGAGCACAGCCACCCACUCGUCCACUCCGCGGUAACGCAGCGGAGACCCCAACCAUCGCCGAACAGAGAAAGAUGGCAGAGCGGCAACAGCAGAAGCACGAAGGCAGGGUGAAGAUCGGCCAUUACAUCCUCGGUGACACACUUGGAGUGGGGACUUUCGGCAAAGUAAAGAUCGGAGAGCACCAGUUGACGGGGCAUAAAGUGGCCGUGAAGAUCCUGAACAGGCAGAAGAUCCGCAGCCUGGAUGUGGUGGGCAAAAUCAAACGGGAGAUUCAAAAUUUGAAACUAUUCAGGCAUCCACACAUCAUUAAGCUAUACCAAGUGAUAAGCACGCCAACAGAUUUCUUCAUGGUCAUGGAAUAUGUGUCUGGUGGAGAGCUUUUUGACUACAUCUGUAAACAUGGACGGGUAAGGCUUGAUUGAUUUCUUCACAGGAAGGACAUUUUAGGUGGAAUUAAAAUCUGAGCCAAACGCCGCCUUUUUCAGCAGAUUAGUUCGGCCGUGGACUAUUGCCACAGACACAUGGUGGUCCACAGAGACCUCAAGCCCGAGAACGUUCUCCUGGAUGCUAGCAAGAACGCCAAGAUCGCCGACUUUGGCCUGUCGAACAUGAUGUCCGACGGUGAGUUCCUGAGGACGAGCUGUGGUUCGCCCAACUAUGCCGCCCCGGAGGUCAUCUCGGGAAGGCUAUAUGCAGGCCCAGAGGUGGACAUCUGGAGCUGCGGCGUGAUCCUGUACGCCCUGCUGUGCGGCACUCUGCCCUUCGAUGACGAGCACGUGCCCACGCUGUUCAAGAAGAUCCGAGGGGGCGUGUUCUACAUCCCAGAGUACCUGACGCGCUCGGUGGCCUCGCUGCUGAUGCACAUGCUGCAGGUGGACCCGCUGAAGAGGGCCACCAUCAAGGACAUCAGGGAGCACGAGUGGUUCAAACAGGAUCUGCCAGGCUACCUGUUUCCCGAGGAUCCAUCGUAUGACACCACCGUCUUGGACGAGGAGGCCGUCAAAGAAGUGUGCGAUAAGUUUGAAUGCAACGAGUCCGAGGUGGUCUCCAGCCUCUUCAGCGGCGACCCUCAGGACCAGCUUGCAGUGGCCUAUCACCUCAUCAUCGACAACCGGCGCAUCAUGACACAGGCCAGCGAGUUCUACCUGGCCUCCAGUCCGCCGCAAGGCUCCUUCAUCGAAGAGGGCAUGCCGCUGCCACCGGGGGUUAAGCCGCACCCGGAGCGGAUGCCGCCGCUGCUGGCCGACAGUCCCAAGGCACGUUGCCCGCUGGACGCCCUCAACACCACCCGACCCAAGCCGCUCGCCGUCAAGAAGGCCAAGUGGCACCUGGGCAUCCGGAGCCAGAGCCGGCCGUAUGACAUCAUGGCGGAGGUUUACAGGGCCAUGAAGCACCUGGGCUUUGACUGGAAGGUGGUGAACCCGUAUCAUCUGCGAGUGCGCAGGAAAAACCCAGUGACGGGCAACCUGGUGAAAAUGAGCCUGCAGCUCUACCAGGUGGACAACAGAUCCUACCUCCUCGACUUCAAGAGCAUCGACGAUGACAUAGUCGAGGCUGCAGGCUUCAAGUCAGGGUCCUCCACCCCUCAGCGGUCUGGCUCGACGGCUGGCCUGUACCGGCCACGCCUCAGCAUCGACUCGGCUAGCCACGUAGCAGAAAUGCCUCAGCUCAGCUCGUCCCUGCCGGGCUCGCUGUGUGGCAGCUCGCCGACGCUCACCCCACGCCAGGGCUCGCACACCAUGGACUUCUUUGAGAUGUGCGCCAGUCUGAUCACCACGCUGGCGCGCUGAGAGGAGUGACGCCAGGAAAGCGUCAAGAAGAAGGAGGAAGACAAUCAGUCUUGGCGUCAUCAUCAACUUGAAAGUGGGACAGGACGUGAAAGGGGGCGGCAGCAAAUCUUCACCUGACAAGUUGCAAAGGUUAAAAAAAAAAAAAGACUACCCCACUAUCGCUGCUGGAAUAUCACCGCCUACCGUAACACUUCGUCCUGACGCUGAUCAGAGGUCAGUUGUGAGUCUCGCGGGAGCACGUAGAUGAUUCCAUUCUGGAUCUAGAUGGAAAAGGCUGUUGUCCGUGUACAUUAUAUUUAUCUCACAGUCACAUGAUGUAGCUGAACGAGGAAAAUCACUUUAUAGAUUAUUAUGAUGAUGAUUAUUGUUCAGAUUGCUACUUAUUUUGUGGAGAGAGAUUAUUUUUAGGCAUUGCAUUAUUUGAAAGCUUUUUAUGAUCAUUGGAAAGGAUAGUGAACCUCACAUCAUAGCGGGACAAUAGAAUGUUCUGCUUGGUACUGACCAGUGAUGCAUUUAUGACAGCACAGACCCACUCCAUCUCGUUGACCUUUUGUAUCGCAACAAUAUAACGGACUAGCAGAACCUCCGAAGCCAUCCUUUAACUUUGACAAACUGAACAAGCAAUGUUUUAAGUAACAUUCAACCAUUUGGGAUUGACAAAUGACGAGCAGCCCUUCUUUCACAGUAACUCGCCCACGUAUAAAAUCAAGUUAAAUGGAAAGUAGAGAGCACCCCUACUAUUCACGGGCUAAAAAUUUGCGAUUAACUGUCACUGCCUCCUUAAUAAGAGGUUUAUAAUUGUCAUUACUUGGCACCAUGAUGCCACAAGAUGGUGGCAAAGUAAUAUAUGAAGCUCCUUCAUUAUUCAUCGGAAUAGGUCGUUGACGACAAAGCAGCGUGGAUCGGAGCAGAACCCCCCCCCCCCCCACACUGUGAAAAUGGGGCUCACUGUAGUCUCAGAGUAAAAUAUAAAUAGCCGCACGCUAAUAUUAAGUAACAAUAAAACACUUCAGAAGAAGUUCAGAAUAAUGUUAUUUAACUGGCACACAGGUGUAAAAUAAAAUCAAAGUUGUGUAAAACGCGAAAUUAUGACAACCUAGAAUCCAGUAUUCGGAAACAAUAACACGAGAGUGAUGAAUGAGGAGAAAUGUUUUAAAAUCAAAUACCAUUUAAACGUCGCUAGCUAUAGGCUACCAUUUUCAAACAAAGCACUCUUGAAUGAAGAAUGAGGAGCAUGUCAUUCUUUAACUAGCACACAAAUAUGAAAUCCAAGUUUUAAAAACUAAGACAUCUAUUUAGAGACGAUAAAACACUUACUUGAACUGCAACUAUCUCACAAGUGUAAAAACUAAAUGGUAUAAAACGCUAUCACAUAACUAGCAAGAAGCUCACAUAGCAGGUGACCUACAGCGUCAUUCAGCACACUACUUCAUGCCAGAUAAUCUUGUCUUAUUUGUGUCCAGAGUUAUCCUUCCCAUCUGGCUGAAUUUAGGUCAAAAUGUGUACAAUAUUUCAAGCUGCUCAUAACAAUGUGCACAAGAUUGCAGACACACGAUUAGUUGAGUAAUGGCUGAUCGCCCGUGGAAACAGACAGGACGCGCGUGGCGAUCUGUAAAUUUGAUGAAAAGACAGGCGAUGGUUCUGGCGUCAAAGGUAAAGCGAACGAGCAGAAUCAUGAAUGCUGAACCGGGAAUAUGCGGGGCUUCGCUGUAAGUAACUUUAAAAGAAGCACUGUGAGAUGGUGUGUAUCUGUGCACGCCAUACAAAACUUUUCCAGCUGCCUUAAACAAAUGCAAACGACUACUUAUAUAUGCUGUGUGUGUGUGUGACUACGUUAUUUUAGGAAUGUAAAACUAUGGAGGAAAGUCUGUUAAAGUUGAAUCAUCCUCUUAUGUUCGAUAGUGCACUGUUGCCUUUCUGCUGUUUUAGUUGUUUCUUACAAACACUAGUCACGGGUCAGUGUGGCCGGCUUCACACUUAAUCCUCCCCAAAAUAUGCGCAUUAUUUUGGAAAAAGAAAAGGAACAAAACAGGGCCAAGAGAACAAGUUUAAUCAUAAAACUUUUUUUUUUUUUUAAAGAUUCUUAAACGAGUCAGUUUGACCCACAACAUAAUACACCAUUACUAAUCGGUUCUGUAUUUAACAUUAGAUAAUACUUAACCAUAAAUGUGUAUUUUUAAAAUCGCUCUCGAGUUUAUUACAUUUUUUUUAAAUGUAUUUUAAAACAGGUGAAAUUGGACUGCAAGAUAACAAAAGGGUUAAACAAAGAGAGGUCAGUAAAAUCAGGCUAACUCAGUCUACUGCUGGUAUUAAUUUAUUCGUUUAAAUCAUAACUCAAGGGUAGGUAGUGAUGAACCAAAAUCUGUGUGUAAAUGAAAAUGCAUUUGCAGGAGUUCAAGUUUCAAGCAACAGGUGGCACCAUAACAUCAUUUUAGCCAACUACGAUCCUAAAUGAAAUUGUAUUUGGAAAAGGCAAUGAACCUUUAAGUAAAUAGUAAUACAAUUAUGUUUUUCCUUCAUGGCCUAUUUAUUACUUAUAUCAUAACUUCUGAAUAUCACACACACACAAUAUACACACAUUAUAUAUAUUAUUGUUAUUUGUAAAGUCAUAUCUAUAAAAGUAACUGAAAUGUAUCAUUCGCUUAAAAUUCCUCCUUUUCUCGUAUUGACGUUGGAAUAAAAAAAGUCAUACUUUUCCUCAUUAAUCUCAGAAAGUAACUUUUUUUUCGUAAUUAUGACUUUUUGUCCUCUAGUUUCCUGUCCAGUGGUCCCUUUUUUAAGAUUUAAUUUUCUGAUACGAACACUAGAUGGUAGCAAAGGACUCAACUCACUUCACAAUUUACCGGAGUUUGCCACAUAGUGACUAAUUCUCAAAAAAGAGUACCAGUUGUUUAAUGCCACUGAAAGUAUCAACGUCGCAGUGGUAGAGCCCUGAUAUCUAAUCACAAAUGGUGUUGAAACACAUGUAGACAGACAAUAUAACAACCUUGACAGGCCUAAAUUCUUUAUCCUCUGCAA
Hippocampus comes (tiger tail seahorse) is the source of this 4864-nucleotide messenger RNA. It is a transcript of the gene prkaa2, whose product is annotated as protein kinase, AMP-activated, alpha 2 catalytic subunit. Gene Ontology annotation, cellular component: cytoplasm. The record is from RefSeq and is a predicted model, not a curated record. Gene Ontology annotation, molecular function: ATP binding; protein serine/threonine kinase activity. Lineage: Eukaryota; Metazoa; Chordata; Actinopteri; Syngnathiformes; Syngnathidae. Gene Ontology annotation, biological process: intracellular signal transduction; protein phosphorylation. The transcript has 10 exons.